This is a messenger RNA of Entamoeba invadens IP1, 1614 nucleotides long. RefSeq names its product ubiquitin-protein ligase, putative. Gene Ontology annotation, molecular function: ubiquitin protein ligase activity. The record is from RefSeq and is a predicted model, not a curated record. Gene Ontology annotation, biological process: protein polyubiquitination. The transcript is spliced from 4 exons. NCBI's taxonomy places the organism in Eukaryota, Evosea, Mastigamoebida, Endamoebidae. The annotation marks the transcript as partial.
AGUGGUAUACACUGCAGCAAUACACUUUUUCGAGGAGGUUUUAAUGUACACGCCAAGCAGUGCAGUAAAAAAGCAAUUGUUCUUUGCGCACCAUAUAAGUUAUGCUAUUACAACUUCUUCUUGGAAUUUUAUUACAACUUGGGAACGUCUGCAGAGAACAAAGAGCCUGUUGUCAAUUUACUGAAAGAGAUGAACAACACACAACUGAAAACAGUCCAAACGUCACUUCAUGACUGCCUCUAUGAAAUGUUUAAUAGAGGGACUUCAAAGAGCUCAAACAACUACAAACAUUUACUUCCAAUGCUAAGGAUAUAUUAUGAAUUGUACGAACUCAAUUUAGUAAGAAAAUACACGUCGUAUACGUGCUUCUAUUUGAAGUCAAUUUCAAUUGAAAGAAAUUGGUCAGACGACUUUAGAGCGUUUUUAGAACAAAGAGAGGGACUUUUAUCGUAUCCGUUUUGCAUCGAAUUGUAUACACGAGUUCUUGUCCUUCACAAAGAGAAUGAGUUGGACAAGAAAGACGCGAUCAGAUUGGAGUUUGAACGCGCAAACACGUUUUUUAUAAAACCCUUUUUGGAGUUGAAUGUUGAGAGGGAAAACUUGUUAUUAACGUCGAUGAACGGGUUGUUAAAUCGAGAUCCCUUAGACUUCAAAAAAGAGCUCAAAAUCCAGUUUAUGGGAGAGCCUGGUGUUGAUCAAGGAGGAGUGUCGAAGGAGUGGUUCAGUUUGAUAACCAAAGAAAUAUUCAAUGUCGACUUUGGGAUGUUUUCGUACAACAAGAAGACGAGGUACUUUUGGUUUUCCUCGUGCAGUGAGGACAUUGUGGAUUUUGAACUGAUUGGAAUUGUGUUGGGGCUUGCAAUUUACAACGACAUCAUUCUUGAUAUUUCAUUCCCACACAUUUUAUACAAAAAGUUGUUGGGAGAACCAAUCACGUUUGAAGACUACAAGGACUUCGACCCGGAGUGCUACACAUCGCUUGUCCAACUCAAGGAAGUGGCGAAGACGGACGAUUUGUCUGCGCUCGGAAUGUACUUUGAAACGACGAAGGACGUCUUUGGAGAAAUUAUAGACGUUGACUUAAUUCCAAAUGGGAGAAACGUGCUUGUUACAAACGACAACAUCGACCAAUACAUCACCGCGUUUACAGACUAUUUUUGCAGUUCUUCGAUUGGGAAACAGUUUGGAGCAUUUAGGAAAGGGUUUUUGAGGGUGGUAACAUCACCCCUGAUACUUAUGAUGAGACCAGAAGAACUCGAGUUAGUGAUUUGUGGAACAAAAGAAUUCGAUUUUGUUGCGCUAAGGGAGUCGUGCGAAUAUAAAAAUUAUAAGAAGGAUUCUCCCGUCAUUCAGUGGUUUUGGGAAGUUGUGUUUGACCUUGACAUUGAGCAAAAGAAACAGCUGUUGGUCUUUGUGACAUCGAACGACAGAGUGCCAGUGGGAGGACUUGGCAACUUGCGGUUUUUCAUCGACAAAUACGGCGAGGUGGAUAGAUACCCAACAGCGUCCACAUGUUUUAACGCGCUUCACCUCCCUCCAUACCCAUCGAAAGACAUCCUCAAAGAGAAGUUGCUUUUUGCGAUUCAAAAUGCGACGGGCUUUGGUUUAGCUUGA